Messenger RNA from Erythranthe guttata (spotted monkey flower), 1463 nucleotides. NCBI's taxonomy places the organism in Eukaryota, Viridiplantae, Streptophyta, Magnoliopsida, Lamiales, Phrymaceae. The record is from RefSeq and is a predicted model, not a curated record.
AUGGACAGAAACGAUAGUGUUGACCGCUUCUCCUUUCUUCCAGAUGCUCUCAUCCUCAUCAUCAUAACCUGUCUCCCCUUCAAAGAGGCUGUAAAAACUUCAGUCCUAUCAAAACGGUGGCUCCGCCUCUGGCAGUCCACCGGAAACAUAGACCUCGACGAGAAUUUCUUCGUCAAGGCCGGAAGCUCCGGCGAGACCAGGGCCACUCAGAGGAGCCAUUUCGUCGCAUUCCUCCGCUUCUGGACGGAAAACUACACGGAACCCAAAGUCAAAAAGUACCGCUUCGUCUAUUCGAACUCACCGGACUUUCAUCUUCCGGCGGUGCAGCAUUGCAUUAAAUUCGCCGUCGACCACCGCGAACUCACAUCGCUCGAUCUUGAUUUCUCCGACCCUGAUUGGGACGAAGAAGAUAUUUCCGUCAACCCUCAAACGCCGCCGCAUCUUCCCGCGAUAACCCUCGAUAAACACGCAGUUCUAAACUCCCUCCGAUUGUCUGCAUGCAACUUCCGUGUUCCGCAAUCCAUCACCUUUUCCGGGCUGAAGAACGUCUGCUUGGCAUGGAUGAAAAUUCCAGGCUCCUCUCUCUACAAAUUUCUCAAGCUCUGCCCAUCGCUCGAAACCCUAAUCCUUAGAAGAAUCUGGAACGUCGGAAGCUUCGACAUCGAAGCGCCGAACCUAAAGUUCUUGGUUCUCGACAAAUUGUCCGGGCCCGAAUUCAUUUCCGUGAGCGCUCCGUCGUUGAGUUUCUUUCAGUACUCGGGCCUUUCCGUUUACCUGCAAAUGGAGUACAACCGAACCAUGACGGAGGCUAUUUUCGACUUUUCACUUCAGCCGACGUGGGACGAGGAAGGCGAUCCCGAGAUGCUUUACAAUUUGCUGUCUGAAGUUUGGAGUGUUAAGGUUCUCACUGUCUGCAGUUACAUGCUUCAGGUAGUGCCGAUGGCGGAAAACUCGUUAUCGCUCCAACCGAGACUCGAAAACGUGACGCGCCUGGUUUUGAAGACACAAUUGCACAUCCAAGAAUAUUAUGGGAUCACAUUUUUCCUCAAUAGUUGCCCUAGAUUGGAGGUUCUUUCUAUCGACAUCGGCCCCAAGAAAAUUUUCGAGGAUUGGAGACCUCCAUAUGGUAUGAGGGAGCACCCGUUCUCGAGUAAUUUAUGGUACCCUGCGUGCGUGGAGAGCACCUUAAAGAAAAUUGAAGUAAAAGGUUUUAAGGGGGAUGACAAUGAAAUUACUGUGCUAAGGUAUUUAUUGAAAUACGGGAAGGUGUUACGACAUUUACACAUUGGUUUAUCAAAGGAGAGAGGCGCUGACGGCAUCGACAUGGAAUCGACUUACCGUGAAAAUAUUCAAAAGUUGAUGGAUCAUAUUAGCUCCCCACAUUUGCAAGUUUAUGUUGUGUAAUAGGGUAUACUAUAAAUAAGUCGAAAGACGAUUGAGUCUUUCCGUUUUAUUAUUUAUCA